Paramecium sonneborni is the source of this 237-nucleotide messenger RNA. The record is from the annotation of a GenBank genome assembly. NCBI's taxonomy places the organism in Eukaryota, Ciliophora, Oligohymenophorea, Peniculida, Parameciidae.
AUGAGCAAUACAUCUAAAUUAAUGCCUAAUAAUCAUUUCUUAGCUUAUGAGGAUGCAAAAGCGAAAUGCAAAGAGAAAUAUUUAAAAUUUAAGUAUUUAAACCUACAUAUAAAGGAAUACACUGAUUUUUCUAAUUUACAAGUUGAUAUGAAAUUAUGCAAAUAAAUGUAUGAUAAAUAUUCAGAAUGCUUUAAUGUAAAUAAACCAGCUGCAUAUUAAGGAAAAUAAAGAGAAUGA